Gossypium raimondii (Peruvian cotton) is the source of this 952-nucleotide messenger RNA. Its product is annotated as GTP-binding protein SAR1B. Lineage: Eukaryota; Viridiplantae; Streptophyta; Magnoliopsida; Malvales; Malvaceae. The record is from RefSeq and is a predicted model, not a curated record. The coding region runs from base 129 to 710 and encodes 193 amino acids. Gene Ontology annotation, molecular function: GTPase activity; GTP binding. Gene Ontology annotation, biological process: intracellular protein transport; vesicle organization; membrane organization. Gene Ontology annotation, cellular component: endoplasmic reticulum exit site; COPII vesicle coat. The transcript is spliced from 3 exons.
CUCACCAACUCGUGCUCUCUUUUAUACCCCCAUCCAUUAUCACACACUUUCUCUUCUAUCAGGCAACCCAUUUUGAUUCUUUUUUUUUUUGUUAAUAAGAAAGUUUCUUUUACUGAAGGAAUUAAAUCAUGUUUAUCUUCGAUUGGUUCUAUGGGAUCCUUGCUUCCCUUGGUUUAUGGCAAAAAGAAGCCAAGAUCUUGUUUUUAGGGCUUGAUAAUGCCGGCAAAACCACGCUGCUUCAUAUGCUCAAAGAUGAGAGAUUGGUUCAGCAUCAGCCAACACAGCAUCCCACAUCGGAAGAAUUGAGUAUUGGGAAAAUCAAGUUCAAGGCUUUUGAUUUGGGAGGCCAUCAGAUUGCUCGAAGAGUUUGGAAAGAUUACUACGCUAAGGUGGAUGCGGUUGUGUACCUAGUGGAUGCUUACGACAAGGAGAGGUUUGCCGAGUCAAAAAGGGAGCUGGAUGCUCUUCUCUCAGAUGAAGCUUUGGCUAAUGUCCCGUUCCUCAUCUUGGGCAACAAGAUCGAUAUACCAUAUGCUGCGUCAGAAGAUGAGUUGCGUUAUCACCUUGGGCUCACCAAUUUCACCACAGGCAAGGGUAAGGUCAACUUGGGAGACUCAAACGUUCGUCCCCUCGAGGUAUUCAUGUGUAGCAUUGUUCGUAAAAUGGGUUAUGGAGAUGGUUUCAAGUGGGUUUCUCAGUACAUUAAGUAGGUAGCUAUAGGAAAUUUAGCAUGCUUUGGUUCUUAAUGUUAUUUUUAUACUAAAUUGAAUUGGAUCAAACACGUUGAGAAAUUGUUGUUACAUGUGUUUCAACCCCCCUGUUACCCUACCUUUUUCCCUCAUCUCUUGCCCCUUUCUUUUUCUUUCCUUCCAUUUUUGUUUGAAUCGGUAAACUUCGUUCUUUACCAGACAAUGAAUGAGACAUACAAGUAAUGAUGAUUUAUUCUGAUUGA